AUGCCCGCGGGCCUCUCGGAGCCGGCCGGCGCCGCCCCGAGCGCCGUGAUGGGCGCCCCGGGGACCGAGGCCAUGGCCCCAGCCGGGGCGCUGCCGGUCCGGGUGGACAGCACCUCGGUGACCCUGGGCGCCGUGACCCAGGUGGAGUCCGUGGCGUCCCAGCCCCUGCGGUCCCCCCUGGGGACGCUAGUGACCAAAGUGGCUCCUGUCAGUGCCCUUCCUAAACUGAGCGGCGGGCCGCGGCUGCCGGCUCCUCAGAUUGUCACCGUGAAAGCCCCGAACACCACGACCAUCCAGUUGCCGGCUAGUGUGCAGCUUCCUCCAGGAACAGUUUUGAUCAAAAGUAAUAGUGGUCAGUUGAUGCUGGUGUCUCCUCAGCAAGCUGUAACAAGAGCCGACACCACAAACAACAUAACUUCAAGGCCAGCAGUAGCAGUACAUACUCAAACAGUCAAAAUCUGUACAAUGCCGAAUUCUAGCUCACAGUUAGUCAAGAAAGUGGCAGUGGCACCUGUUAAAAAAUUGGCACAGAUAGGAACUACUGUGGCAACCACUGUUCCAAAUCCUUCCUCAAUACAAUCUGUGGCUGUGCCUACCAAUGUGGUCACCGUUACUCCUGCCAAAGUGGUGAGUACUGUGACUACCCUGAAGCCAUCAAGUUUGGGAGCAUCAUCUACCCCCUCAAGUGAGCCCACUCUCAAAGCAGAGAACUCAGCAGCUGCUCUGAUUAAUCUCUCUCCAACAAUGGCAGAAAAUGUGAAGAAAUGUAAAAACUUCCUUGCAAUGUUAAUAAAACUAGCAUGUAGUGGAUCUCAGUCUCCAGAAAUGGGUCAGAAUGUGAAAAUGCUGGUGGAACAACUUUUGGAUGCAAAAAUUGAAGCAGAAGAAUUUACUAGGAAACUGUAUAUUGAACUGAAGUCUUCACCUCAGCCUCACCUAGUUCCUUUUCUUAAGAAAAGUGUGGUUGCCUUACGACAGCUUCUGCCUAACUCCCAGAGCUUCAUUGAUCAGUGUGUUCAGCAAACUUCUGGCGAGGUAGUCAUUACCACCUGUACGACAACAGCAGGAACUUCUCCUUUGGUGACAACUACAGUUUCUUCCUCAGUCCAGUCUGAAAAACCUAUCAUUGUUUCUGGAGUAACAGCACCCAGAACUGUGCCUGUACAAACUCUGAAUCCACUUGCUGGUCCAGGGGUAGCAAAAACUGGAGUUGUGACAGUACAUUCUGUGGGUCCAGCUGCUGUAGCAGGAGGAACAACAGCUGGAACUGUUUUGCUUCAGACUUCAAAACCACUUGUGACAUCUGUACCAAACACAGUAACAGCAGUCUCACUUCAGCCUGAGAAUCCAGUUGUGUCCAGAGCCACAGUAACACUGGCCCUUCCAUCUGUGACUUUUGGAGAAACUUCAUCUGCUGCGUUUUGUCUUCCACCUGUGAAACCUGUUGUUACUUCUGCUGGGACCAUACCUGACAAGCCUGUCAUUGGCGCUCCAGUCCAAAUCAAACUUGCCCCACCAGGUCCCCUCCUUUCGCAACCUUCUGGCAUUCCACAGACAGUUAAAGUCAAGCAACUAGUAGUUCAGCAGCCUUCGGGAGACAUUCCAAAACAAGUGACUGCAAUUUCCCAUCCCUCAGCAUUGACCAUUCAGAAAUCUGGACAGAAGAUGCCAGUGAACACUGUAAUACCUACUACUUCCAUUCUAAAGCACAUUACUCUGCCUGGAAAUAAAAUUCUGUCGCUUCCAGCAUCUACUAUUCAAAAAAAUAAAAUAAAAGAGAAUGGAACAGCAUGCUUCAGAGAUGAAGAUGACAUCAAUGAUGUGACUUCCAUGGCAGGAGUCAACCUCAAUGAAGAAAAUGCCUGCAUCUUAGCAACAAAUUCUGAAUUGGUUGGCACACUUAUUCAGUCAUGUAAAGAUGAACCAUUUCUUUUCAUUGGAGCUUUACAAAAGAGAAUUUUAGACAUUGGUAAAAAGCAUGACAUUACAGAACUUAACUCUGAUGCUGUGAACCUGAUCUCCCAUGCAACACAGGAGAGAUUACGAGGCCUUCUAGAAAAACUGACUACAGUUGCUCAGCAUCGAAUGACUACUUACAAGGCAAGUGAAAAUUACAUCUUGUCUAGUGAUACCAGGUCACAGCUCAAGUUUCUUGAAAAGCUGGAUCAGUUGGAGAAACAGAGAAAGGAUUUAGAAGAAAGAGAAAUGUUAUUUAAGGCAGCCAAGAGUCGUUCUAAUAAAGAAGAUCCAGAACAGCUGAGAUUAAAGCAGAAAGCCAAAGAGUUACAGCAGUUUGGAGCUUGGCCAGAUACAGCAACAGAGAUGCUAAUCUCACAGCUCUUGCAGCUAUUGGACCAAGGAAGAAGAAGACCACUAGAAUCUGGAAGUGAG
Messenger RNA from Castor canadensis (American beaver), 2391 nucleotides. NCBI's taxonomy places the organism in Eukaryota, Metazoa, Chordata, Mammalia, Rodentia, Castoridae. The record is from RefSeq and is a predicted model, not a curated record.